AUGAGCGUCAACAAAGCCGACGAAGCUCUCGAGCGGGCCGAGGACGAUGCCCAGGCCCAAUCUUCCGACUACCAUGGGGAAAAGCCCACCGCCGAGGCCGAGAGACCUAGAUCCUCAGGAACUGGGUCCUCAACGGGCUCCAGCAGCUCUGUCGACUAUGACCCUCAAUUCCGCAGAUUACAGUCGCGCAAUACGGAGGUGGAUCUGGAGCGCCAGCGAACGGGCCUGUCCCAAGCGCUGAGCCGCAUUGAAACGCAACGCCUUCAACAUGCCAUGACCGUUGGUGAAAGCGUCAAGUCGCGACCCUCCAAGCUUCCCCUCCCGGCAUUCGGCGGCGGCAAGCCUUAUCCGCCGCAGUUGCCAAACCGCGAUGACUAUGUCGUGGAAUUCGAUGGGCCAGAUGAUCCUCUAUACCCUCAGAACUGGCCACUUAAAAAAAAGAUCUACAUUAGCGCUAUGCUCGCAUAUACAAGUAUCUGCUCGACUUUUGAUUCCGCCAUUUUCAGCGCCUCUUCAAAAAACGUUUCCUCAUAUUUCGGCGUCGGUCUCGAAGUUUCGGUUCUAUCCAGCACCCUGUACAUUGUCGGCUACGCGUCCGGGCCCUUGCUCUGGGCACCUCUUUCCGAGCUCAAGGGCCGCCGCCCCGGUAUCAUCAUCGCCAUGCUGGGGUUCGGUAUUUUUAACACUGCAGUAGCCGUUUCCAAGGAUAUCCAGACGCUCAUGAUUUGUCGAUUCUUCUGCGGCAUUUUUGGCAGUUCGCCCCUAGCGGUCGUCGCUGCUGUUUUCUCCGACAUCUAUAACAACCGUACCCGUGGUAUUGCGAUCGCUUGUUUCUCCAGCACCGUGUUUCUGGGACCUCUUGUAGCUCCCUUUAUUGGAGGCUUUAUCAACAUGUCCUAUCUUGGCUGGCGCUGGACGGCGUAUAUCCCUGCAUUCAUGGGUUAUGCGGCCUUUGUGAUGAACCUUCUCUUCCUUAAGGAAUCAUACCCGCCCGUUGUGCUCGUUGAGAAGGCCGCUGAAUUGCGUCGUCGCACGAAGAACUGGGGAAUCCACGCCAAGCAGGAAGAGAUUGAAGUGGAUUUGAAAGAGCUGAUGGUGAACAACUUCUCCCGUCCACUCCGCCUACUCUUCGGCGAGCCGCUUAUUAUGGCGGUGACGAUCUAUCUCAGUUUCAUCUACGGGCUUCUCUAUUGUUUCUUGACGGCCUACACCGUCGUCUUCCAGGGCGUGUAUGGUAUGAACCCUGGUAUUGGCGGCCUGCCCUUGUUCGGUAUGGUCGUCGGCUUGUUCAUUGCCGCAGCAUACAUCAUCAUCUCUAGCAGGUGGUAUAACAAGAAGCUGGAAAAAAACGGCGGCGUGCCUAUUCCUGAGUGGCGCUGUCCUCCUGUGAUUCUUGGUGGCGUGCUCUUUGCCGCAGGUCUUUUCUGGUUCGGAUGGACUGGGUUCACGAACAGCAUCCCCUGGAUCGUGCCAACCUUGAGUGGCCUAUUCACUGGCUUUGGUCUCCUGAUCAUCUUCAUUCAGCUGUUUAAUUACUUGAUUGAUACCUAUCUCAUGUUUGCUGCGUCUGCGAUUGCCGCAAACACAUUCUGCCGUUCAAUGAUCGCCGCAAGUUUCCCGCUAUUCUCGCGCCAAAUGUUCGAAAACAUGGGCGUUCAAUGGGCUUCGACUCUGCUUGGCUGUGUUGCCGCUUGCCUUGUUCCUAUUCCAAUUGCAUUCUAUUUCUACGGCAAGAAACUCAGAAUGAAGAGCAAGUUCGCUCCUUUCUUCGAGCCUGCCACGGAAGCAUAUGCAGAGGAGCCGGAGGAAACUGGAGAGGAGACUGAAGUAGCCGAAGAAUCCUAA
Penicillium cinerascens is the source of this 1845-nucleotide messenger RNA. RefSeq names its product MFS transporter. The transcript is spliced from 3 exons. Gene Ontology annotation, biological process: transmembrane transport. Gene Ontology annotation, molecular function: transmembrane transporter activity. The record is from RefSeq and is a predicted model, not a curated record. NCBI's taxonomy places the organism in Eukaryota, Fungi, Ascomycota, Eurotiomycetes, Eurotiales, Aspergillaceae. The coding region runs from base 1 to 1845 and encodes 614 amino acids.